AUGUCUCGCACACAAACUAUUUCCGCCCACACCGUCGAGGUCUCGGUGCAUGCAAGGAACAAGAAGAACUCGAUGACGGGCGGAGGCCGCGCUUGGAGAGAGGACGAGGAAGCCUACCUUUUGCGGACCCGUCUCCAGAAAAUGCCGUACAAGCACAUCGCAGCGCACCUCAACAAGACGGAGCUCGCGUGCCGGCUGCACUACCACCAGCUCUCGCACGGCAGCAGUCGGCGCAAGCGCACGGCGUCGCACUCGUCGGGCUCGGACCAGCAGUCGCCCGUGAUGCCGAGCCUGACGCCGAGCCCCAACUACCACGAACGCAUCUCGCGCUCCAUCUCGCCCCCACGGCGGCUGGACGGCGGCGCGCGCUUCGUCAUGACGCCGCCGCCGCAGCUGCACGACGCGGUGCAGCUCCCGAGCAUCCUCGCCGGGGGCUGCUCGCCGCGCGUGCCGACGAUCCUGCCCAAGCCGGCGUCCAUGGGCCUGCACUCGCGCGCCAGCUCGCCGCUCGGGUACCCGCCGGGCAUGGCGCAGCAGCAGCCGCUGCCGCCCGUGUCGUUCCGCCGCGAGUCCUCGCUGCCCGCGCCGCCGCCGUCGUUCCACAGCCUACCGCUGCCGUCGGCGUCGACGCACUCGCCGGCGCACGUCGACCUCAGCCGGCUGCACGCCGUGUACGCGGCGCACCGCGACAAGUUCUGGGAUCUCGUGGCGGCCGAGUACGGCUGCUCGCAGGCCCCGUCGACGCUGGAAAAGGCGUGGAAGAGCGGGCGCUGCUGCAGCCCGGCGUACGGUCCGCUGGCGAGCCCCAAGGAGGAGUACAAGAUGGGCGGGAGCCACCUCUCGGCGUCGCGCGACAAGACUAGAAUAUCGUCUCUCAUCUCUGCCGACUAG
Cordyceps militaris CM01 is the source of this 891-nucleotide messenger RNA. RefSeq lists its product as uncharacterized. The transcript is spliced from 2 exons. Bases 1 to 891 code for a protein of 296 amino acids. The record is from RefSeq and is a predicted model, not a curated record. NCBI's taxonomy places the organism in Eukaryota, Fungi, Ascomycota, Sordariomycetes, Hypocreales, Cordycipitaceae.